Messenger RNA from Pseudomyrmex gracilis, 2072 nucleotides. RefSeq names its product HEAT repeat-containing protein 1-like. Gene Ontology annotation, cellular component: 90S preribosome; t-UTP complex; small-subunit processome. Gene Ontology annotation, biological process: positive regulation of transcription by RNA polymerase I; maturation of SSU-rRNA from tricistronic rRNA transcript (SSU-rRNA, 5.8S rRNA, LSU-rRNA). The transcript is spliced from 8 exons. Gene Ontology annotation, molecular function: snoRNA binding. Bases 173 to 1549 code for a protein of 458 amino acids. The record is from RefSeq and is a predicted model, not a curated record. NCBI's taxonomy places the organism in Eukaryota, Metazoa, Arthropoda, Insecta, Hymenoptera, Formicidae.
GUUCGUGUUGCACUCGACACUACAUAAUAAAUAAUGUAAAUAAGAUGAUAAGACUCCGUAUGUGCAAAGUUUCAUCAAAAUCAGAAUUUUCGGAUUCGCGAAGUUCCCUUGUCAGCUUUGUCAUCAUAUUGAAAUAACAGAUUAUGUUUAACUGCUGGCUACAUUGUACAAAAUGUUGGUAAAGGGGAAGGUAGCGGAGAAGGAAAGGAAGGAGAAGAACAUAAAAACAUACACUUGUGAACGACAUCUGACACAGGAAGCUCACUGUCAGAAUGGUGUAGACGAAUUAGUAAAACUCUCCUCAGUCUUUUAUGACUUCAGAACAACACUAUUUGCUCAAAGUGCUGUGAAUCCCACUCACAAAGCUCUAGAAUGGUUGAUACACAGAUAUCACAUCCAUCAAUACAAUCGAGAUCAAUUUAUUCUCCUAAUACUGCCGUAUCAUGAGACUCGCAUGUUUGUUAGAGCUUUGCAGUUGGUGAAUCUGUCGGAUGAAAAUGACAAAUGGAACUGGCUGGCGCUUCUGCAGAAACGUCGUAUUCCAAUGUCUUCGGAAAGUCUUGUUGCUCGUUUGAGUACAGAUAACGAACUUCUGAAGACACUGUGCAAUCAUGUGAUAACUGCCACGGAUACUUACUCCCAGCAAGCCACUUGCUUGAGCACGUUGUAUGCGUUUUACACUACUUUGGUGUUGGGUGUAAUUCAACAAGCGUCAACUGUUACCGAGGUUCAGAUAAAUCACAUUCUGCCUGCUCUUUUGCGUGGUCUGAGAAGUCCUAUUACUGAUUUCAUCUCCAGCAGCUACAUGAUAAUCGCAACAGUCACGACAAAGAUGAUGUUUAAUGCCGAUACUAUGGAGAAGUUAUUGUUGAAGACCUUCAAGAAGACACACUUGAAGAAAGAAGCUACAACUCUUUUGCUCUAUCUCUAUCAAUCUCCGUUUAAUCGUCUAACCGUUGUGCCACAAAGUUUGGUCCAUCGGUUGUCCGAUCUGUCUUGGUUCGUCGAAACCGUAAGCGAUGUUUGCUCAACGGGUGUCAAUGCGUCUCGAUUCGUCGUAUGUUUUCUUCUAGAAGCUUGUAAGAUCGUUACCGAAGAUCCCCAAAACACCGCCGGUAUUCAAAGCACGAUCGACGAUAUGUUAGUGCGCGUCAAACUCGACAACGACGCAGUAGACGCCAUUCUGACGAGCGUACUAACAUGCGAAUUUUUUAAGAGUGAGGCUUCGAAAAUUGCGAAAGAUUUCCUGGCGCGAUUCUAUCAGAGCUUCGAACGCAGCUAUCCCUUUAAAAGAAAAUAUGCUCAAGCUUCUAAAGCUAAUGUUAAACGUUUCUGUGAAGCUGAAAUCCAAGAUCAGUUGAUCGAGAUGGAAACUAUAUUAAACAAAUUGGAUGGAGUUCAAAAUCUCUCUCAUAUUUUACCCAUGCAUAUUGAAGAAAUCAAUAACGUUCAAGAUAAUGACUUAAUUGUUGAAGAUGUGUUACAAAAUCCACCAUACACAACACAAAUCAUGAAAAUAUCCAAAAAACCAACAUUUAUCAUCAAAUGAAGUUUUACAAGAAAGAUAUUUAUUUCCUACAAACUGCAGUACACGUGCAGUGUCGGAAGAGCCACUGCAAUCAGAGAAGUCUAAGCCUGUUAGGAAAUUACAUAAAAUGUUUCAACAUUUAGACACAGAAAGUUGUUUUCAUUCUUUUGAUACUUCUCAAAAGUGCUUGUCUUCUCAAUUGACUAUGGAUGACAAUGACCUACCUUCAACGUCAGAUAGUUCUUCAGUAAGCACACUGUCUGUACAUGUUCAGCGUGAUAUCUUAAAAAGAAAACAAGAUACUUUCUCAAGGGACAUUAAGAAAACGAAAUUAUCUGCGGCUCUUGAUAAUUGUGCCAUAAUGGGUCGUUUUACAAAUCAAUCAUUGAAGAAUGCUGAAGAAUCCAUGAAGCGUUGGUUGAAUACCUCUAGUCAACGUAAAUAAGAAAUAUAUAUUAUUAUAUAUUUAUUAAGUUCAUUAAAUGCAGAUUUGAUGAUGACAACAUUAACCCAUUUUAAGAAACUUCAUAGUAAUGGCUUUUUU